GUAGUAGUAGUAGUAGUAGUACUGUUAUUAGUAGUAGUAGUAGUAGUGAUAUUAGUAAUAGUAAUAUUAUUAAUAGUAAUAUUGCUAUGUAUAUUAUAUAGUAGUAGUGCUAUUAUUAAAUCUUGUAAAACUGGGAACACUAAAAUCAAACGACUCUAAAACCCCCUCAGUUCGAUUCACUAAAGUGACUCUCAGUGACUGAUUCACAUUAAACGAGUCGUUUAAAAGGAACCGAUUCUUUCAGUGAAUCAGCGCUCACCGGUAGCCCACAGGAAGUGAUGGAGUAUUUCUUCUCCUCACGCCCCCGGUGUUGUUGUUCUCCUGCUGCUGGAGUGCGGGUUAGAGUGGAGUGGUGGAGGACUCGGUACCGGAUCUCUCUCUCUCUCUCUCUCUCUCUCUCUCUCUGGAUGAAGAUGAGCAGUUUACAGGCGCUGCACGAGCCGCAAGCAGGGAGGAUCGCCUCUGAGCCGGUCGAGGAUGUGGAUCCCAGCAGCUUCAUUACAGACACGUCUCGCUCUCUGAAGUCCAACUACCCCGUUCAAGUCACUGAUCCUCACGAUAACGUGACUCUACAGCUCAGCUCAGUGCCUCCAGGAUACCUCACACCUCCCAUGGACCGAAUACAGCAGCCUGUCGAAAACGACGCAAGUGCAUUUAUCUGUCCGGGAUCCAUUACUCCAGAUCUCCAGUGCUUGUCGAGCUCCUGCGAGAAGUGCCUCUGCUCCAUUCCACCUCCCAAAAUCAGCGACCUGCUGGACGACGCGGACCUCCUCUACACGCUGCGAUUGAAGCUCGACCCUGCGCACUACACCGUCAAGAACUGGAAGAACUUUGCCAGUCGCUGGGGAAUGAGCUACGACGAGCUGAUGAUGCUCGAGCAGCGGACGCAUGGCUCCACCUCCCACAGUCCCACUCAGGAGUUCCUGUUCCGCUACAGCCAGAAACCGGUGACGGAGCUCACCAAGCUCUGCCAGUUCUACCAGCGCAUUGAUGUACUGCGGCUUCUUCAGCAGUGGGUGGAAAACGACUGGCCCUCGCGUUGGAAGCGAGUACAUUAGCAAAACAAAAAAAAAUGGACAGCUAAUAAAAGAGGGACACGAAGCUCGUGCUUUUUAGAACCAGAGUGGACGAUGGUAGGCGUGUGUGUGGUCCAAACUGGUGGUGCUGCUGGAUUCUGCUGUUUUUAAUUUUUGGACUUUCUGGAGUAUCUUUGUCAAGCAACCCGAGUCUGUAUUUCUUUUCGAAAGCUUACGAGUUGUGUCGAGCCUGAAACCGGAUAGUGAACUGGUUUAAAUCGUUUUAACUGGACAGUGCAGCAAGAUAACCCCUGUGGCUGUGGUGAUGUUUGUCAAUAAAUAAGCGAGUAGAAGGCAUGCUGUAAAUAAUAAUAAUUAAAAAACGUAAUAAUCAAUCCAUGCAUACGGCGUAAAACAUGCCGACUCGACUUCCUCUUACACGGAUAUUUACAGAGCAAGAGGUUUUACGGAUUGAAUACUGACCACUGAGAAACCCCAACAGAUGACGUGAUGUAUUUGUGCAGUGCAUGCUGGGUAACACAGCGACAGAGCAUUAAAUGCUAUGGCUGACAUGCAAUACUGAGAAACCUUCUUAGAAGUAAGGGUUCCUCACGGGUUCUUUGGAUAGUUAAACCUACUCGACUCAACAGGAAGCAAUCUAUUCUCAAGUUCUGCACAGAACAUCAAAGGUUCCUGGAGAAGGACUGUAUUUAUGGAUCUAUGUUUCACGGACAAUUUAAAAGAUCCUUCAGGGAUCUAUGCAGAACCCUACAUGCAAUGCUUUAUAAAUAGAGGUUCCCCUGUGGUUCUUUGGAUAGUAAAGGGUUCAUGUACAGAGAGUUCUACUCAGAAGAAUCUCUUAUAAGGAAGCAAUUUGUCGAGUUCUGCAUAGAACCUCAGAGGGUUUAAAAGAGAGACAGCAGAAAAACCCUUUAUGGUUCUUCACGCUUUAUUGGUUCUGUUGAUAUUUUGUAUUGAGAAGCCCUGCUGUUCAGAAUAUAUUUUAUAACCUUUCAUGUCUGCUGAUUAGAAUUAUGGGAUGUAUGACACUAUUGCCUUAAAGUUAGGCCACAGUUGUCCUCAUGCUGCCUUCUGAAACGAUAUUUUCUGUUAAAUACUGUGAUAUAUAACGUAUACCGGUUAUCAGCAAAUGCCCCAUGUUCACGCUAGCAAGCAACAUGUCACUUGUGUCACUUGAGAAACAGUAGUAGAUAUAUGUGACUUCUAAAGCUAACAAGUUAAACACAAAUUAAGUACCGCACUAAUCGGUGUGAAAAUCGUUUGCGUGAUUUACAUUAUGUACUUCAUACUAGGAUUCGAUUAGCAAAGUGAGCUAGCUGCACCAGAUGCGUACACUCAACCGAGGCACCAACGAUCUCUGCUACUUCCUUCCAAGCUUCAUUUUUCUUCCUAACGUGUCUGUGCAUAUUUAAUGAGAGCUCGUGUACGACAGGAAAAGAUAAAACUACGCUUAUUCUUCCGUUUUGUGCAUCAAACAAUAAAUGGGAACUGAUUGCAGGCAGGAAGUAAAGUUGUGAAGGACAUCGGGCCACACGUGGCAAUAGGAUUGUUCCGAGGAAUCGUUCGAGACAAUCGUUUAGAUUUGUCGCACCGUAGAAUUCAGAAACUCUCUAUUCAAAUGUCAUUUGUCGCUUUGUUGCUCACUAGUGUGAACAUGCGUAAAGGAAACACAGUGUUCAUGUAGAGGCCAGUUAGAGGAUAAUGAACUUUUACCUUGCACUUGAAAUUUUGAGUUUAUUUUGGAAAUGUCCCACAAAUAAACUAACGAUGUCGCUUGGCAAAAUAAUUUCAUACCCCUGUUAACAUUUCUAAGAUUUUUUUUUUUUAAUAUUUGUGUUUUUCCAGGAGGUUUUAAAAGAGGCAGAACUAAAAUAUAUGGGUUUAUAUAUAUAUAUAUAUAUAUAAUGUAUAAUAUGGACCAUUGACAAGAAAUAUUAGUUAUUGUUAUGGAAAAUUUCAUGAUUAUCAUAUGUUUGAUUACACGUUUAUAUUCUUUUAUUUUUUAAAACAUUCUGAUAUGUAAACAGGUUCCUGACUGGAGAAAAAUUUUCAGAAAUAAUACUAAUAAGCAGUGUGUUAAGUAAACUGUCACUGCAAAUCCAUUACUCUUGAUUUAAUAGUUCUUUAAAAACUUUCCCAUUUGCGUAACGUGAAUUGCACUUAUCCAUGUUUGUUUGUUUGUUUGUUGUAUUUUUAACUCAAAAUGGCAAGUCUGAAGUCCUCAAUAUGAUCCUCAAUAUGGGCCACAUGGUGUGUGUUUGUAUAUGUAUGAGUAUGUUUCAUUUUUCAUAAAUAAAUCUGAUUAAUAUUA
Messenger RNA from Pangasianodon hypophthalmus (striped catfish), 3348 nucleotides. RefSeq names its product EDAR-associated death domain (gene edaradd). The record is from RefSeq and is a predicted model, not a curated record. Bases 279 to 1058 code for a protein of 259 amino acids. The transcript is spliced from 6 exons. Gene Ontology annotation, molecular function: protein binding. Gene Ontology annotation, biological process: signal transduction. NCBI's taxonomy places the organism in Eukaryota, Metazoa, Chordata, Actinopteri, Siluriformes, Pangasiidae.